AUGGGCUCCAGCGACCCCAAACCCAAGGUUCUCCUCCUAGGAGACAUCAUCCACGCCCACACAACCUGGUCCUCCCUCUCCACCAUCGCCGACCUGAUCCGUCCCACGGCCACCAACCGCGCCGAUUUCAUCCAAGAAUGUCAAUCGGGCCAAUACGACGGCGUCGUGGCCGCCUACCGCACCUUUGACUCGGUCAAAAUCACCGGUCUGAUUGAUGAGGAACUCGUCAAUGCCUUGCCGAAGUCGUUGGUAUUUUUGGCGCAUUGCGGAGCCGGCUACGACCAAAUCGACCCCCACGCCUGCAGCUUGCGCACACCCACCCCCAUCCGUAUCUCCAACGUGCCCACCGCCGUCGACGACGCCACCGCCGACGUAAACAUGUUCCUAAUCCUCGGUGCGCUCCGCAACUUCAACUACGGAAUGCACGCCCUCCGGGAAGGUAACUGGCGAGGUUCCCCGACGCCCGUCCUGGGCCACGAUCCGCAGGGCAAAGUCCUGGGCAUUUUGGGAAUGGGCGGUAUUGGCCGCAAUCUGAAGAGGAAGGCGGAGGCGUUUGGGAUGAAGGUCAUUUAUCAUAAUCGACGGGAACUGAGUGAGGAGUUGGCCGAUGGGGCGAGGUAUGUGGGCUUUGAGGAGUUGUUGGCGGAGAGUGAUGUGGUUAGUUUGAAUUUGCCGUUGAAUAAACACACCCGGCAUAUCAUCAGCACGGCCGAGUUCGAGAAGAUGAAAGACGGCGUGGUGAUUGUUAAUACCGCGCGCGGGGCGGUCAUGGAUGAGGCGGCGCUGGUGCAGGCCCUGGAUAGUGGGAAGGUGUACUCGGCCGGUUUGGAUGUCUUUGAGGAAGAGCCUAAGGUGCAUCCCGGUCUGGUGAGCAAUCCCAAGGUGUUGCUGGUGCCGCAUAUGGGGACUUGGACGGUAGAGACGCAAACCGCUAUGGAGGAAUGGGCGAUCGAGAAUGUCCGGAUGGCGCUGGAAACCGGCAAGUUGAAGAGUCCCGUGCCCGAGCAGGCGGAUCUCUGA
This is a messenger RNA of Aspergillus ibericus CBS 121593, 1020 nucleotides long. Its product is annotated as D-mandelate dehydrogenase-like dehydrogenase. The transcript has 5 exons. Bases 1 to 1020 code for a protein of 339 amino acids. NCBI's taxonomy places the organism in Eukaryota, Fungi, Ascomycota, Eurotiomycetes, Eurotiales, Aspergillaceae. The record is from RefSeq and is a predicted model, not a curated record. Gene Ontology annotation, molecular function: NAD binding; hydroxypyruvate reductase [NAD(P)H] activity; glyoxylate reductase (NADPH) activity. Gene Ontology annotation, cellular component: cytosol.